GCGAGGAGGAGGGGGCGAGGGGGGCACUGAAGAGGUCAAUGCAAAGGAGGCGAGUCGGCACCAGCUCGUCGCGCCGCGCCAGAUCCUUCUCCCACUUUUCUUUUCUCUUUUCCACCCUUUUCUCUUGCUCUUUUUCUUCCCCCUGACCCCUAAUGCUGCCGCUCAAGGUAACUUAGAGCAGGAAGUUGGGAGGGGGCGGGGCCGGGGUUGCGGGGGGAUGACGGACGUGCUCGGCUGGCCAAUGGCAACGCGGAGCCUCGCGCUCUCAUUGGCCGAGAGGCGGGGCCGGGGUGUCACGUAGCAGGCUAGAUUGAUUGCUGGGCCAGCGUUAAAGGCAAAGCGCUUCGAGUCUGGAGUCGGACUGUGACCGCUCUCUCGAACCCUCCUCCCUUUCUGCUUUCUUUUCCUUUUUUUUUCUCUCGUUGGUGGUCUUCAAAUGAAAACGGGGGAAGGUUAAAGGAGAGCGUUUUUCCUUUUUUCACCCCCCGGCGGAGCGAGAGUGCCUUUUUGGAAGGAAGUUCUUGCUGCAAGGAGACUCAAACAGCGUCCCUCCAUCAGCACGGGACGACCAUCCACCAUGAAGGGCACGGGGCUUUCUAGAUCAUGUCCGCGGAUUCGUUCGGUGCCGGCGGCAGCGAUGCCCAGCAGACCCUUCAGUCCUUCUGGCCUCGCGUCAUGGAAGAGAUCCGGAACCUGACUUUGAAGGACUUCCGCGUGCAGGAGUUGCCUCUGGCUCGAAUCAAGAAAAUCAUGAAGCUGGAUGAAGAUGUGAAGAUGAUCAGUGCCGAGGCUCCCGUGCUAUUCGCCAAGGCGGCGCAGAUCUUCAUCACGGAGCUCACCCUCCGAGCGUGGAUUCACACGGAGGACAACAAGCGACGCACGCUACAGCGGAACGACAUAGCCAUGGCCAUAACCAAGUUCGACCAGUUUGACUUCCUCAUCGACAUCGUCCCCCGAGAUGACCUGAAGCCCCCGAAGCGUCAGGAGGAGAUGCGUCAGACGGUGGCCCCGGCGGAGCCGGUGCAGUACUACUUCACCCUGGCGCAGCAGCCCGGCGCCGUGCAGGUGCAGGGCGCUCAACAGGGCCAGCAGGCCGCCGCGCAAACGGCCGCCACCAUCCAGCCCGGGCAGAUCAUCAUCGCGCAGCCGCAGCAAGGACAGAUGCUUCAAGGUGCCACCAUGCAGCAGUUACAGCAAGUGCAGGUGCAGUCACAGGGCACGCCCAUCACGAGUGCCCCCGUGGCCAUGCAGGUGGGCGACCAGCAGGUGCAGAUCGUCCAGGCGGCCGGGGGCCAAGCCCAGACGGCCCAGGCCCAGGGCCAGACCAUGCAGGUCAUGCAGCAGAUCAUCACCAACACGGGCGAGAUCCAGCAGAUUCCGGUGCAGCUCAACACGGGCCAGCUGCAGUACAUCCGUCUGGCGCAGCCCGUCUCGGGCGCGCAGGUGGUCCAAGGACAGAUUCAGACCCUCGCCAACACCCAGCAGAUCACGCAGACCGAAGUGCAACCGGGACAGCAACAGUUCAACCAGUUCACUGACGGGCAGCAGUUGUAUCAGAUCCAGCAGGUGACGGUGCCCGCCGGGCAGGACCUGAGCCAGCCCAUGUUCAUUCAGUCCACCAGCCAAACGGGAGAAACGCAAGUCACUCAAGUCACCGCCGACUGAGCUCGACCGAGGCACCGCCGGCUCGUUAGUUUUUCGUCAUCAUGUUCCCUUCCCACCCACGUAGUCGUUUACGUUUUUAUACUUUUUUGAUAUGCUCUCUGCCGCACCCCGUCUGCCAUUUUGUCUCGCCGUUGGACGGAAGUAGCCCUAUGCCUCACCCACGUGCGGAGGAGGAGGAGCUUCAACAAUUAUGAUUAACACACCGUUUUUGUCUUUAUUUGAAUAGAGUUGCCCCUCUUUCCCUUUAUCGGUGUUUCACCUUUUUGUACAGUAAUGACCAGCGAUUCGUCAUUUGUUUUUGUGUGCGUGUGGUCCAAACUGCCAGCCGGCAUGACAUGCGGAACCACGGGUACAAUUUUUUUUUUUUUGCCAUGUUUUGUAAGCAAAUUUUGUUGGUGACAAAAAAUAAUAAUUAAAUGGAAAAAACCUGCA
This is a messenger RNA of Phyllopteryx taeniolatus (common seadragon), 2097 nucleotides long. It is a transcript of the gene nfyc, whose product is annotated as nuclear transcription factor Y, gamma. Gene Ontology annotation, cellular component: nucleus; CCAAT-binding factor complex. The transcript is spliced from 11 exons. Bases 604 to 1665 code for a protein of 353 amino acids. NCBI's taxonomy places the organism in Eukaryota, Metazoa, Chordata, Actinopteri, Syngnathiformes, Syngnathidae. Gene Ontology annotation, molecular function: protein heterodimerization activity; DNA binding; DNA-binding transcription activator activity, RNA polymerase II-specific. The record is from RefSeq and is a predicted model, not a curated record. Gene Ontology annotation, biological process: regulation of DNA-templated transcription.